AACUAACUUGGAGCCCUUUUCUUUUUCUAAGCGCUAAGGCGCCUACAAGUUUUGAUACUCUUGAAUGUGCUUCCAGUACCACGCGGUACACCCUUUAAACCGACUGUCAUGAUGUUAAAGCAUCAAGCUCUUAUCUUCGCUCCUACUAAGACUCUAUCAUGGCGUCACAAGAUAGUGAAGAGAAGCACAACGAAAUUUCUGUUGAUGCUCUGGCUUUCAAAGACCUGAACGACGCUCAAAGCUCUCAAUCAGAAUGGACCACGACACGCGUGGAACUCUGGAGUUUUUAUUUAUUCUAUGUUGGCAAUAAUGGCCUGUCCGGGUUCAAUUUUGGGCCAUCGCAGUUUCAAAAUCUCCUGUUUAUUGCGGGAUACGACCCCAGUCAACCACCCUUUACGUUGGCCUGUGGUGACGGUGAUUGUGUGCUCCCGUAUCUCGGGAAAGUGCGGGACAUAAACGCAAUUGUCCUUCUGACGAACGGUAUUAGUUUUGCAAUACAAGCCGCAUUGCUGCUUCUCAUUGGAGCGUGGGCUGAUUAUGGACGCUGGAGACCAAACAUCACCAUUUUCUUUACAAUACUAGCGGUAGCCGUGUCUUUUGCCUGGCUGGGCGUUGACGAUCCGUCGCAGUGGCGGGCAGGAACCGCACUUUAUAUAUUAGGCUUAAUCACAUACCAGUGCACGCUAACUUUCUGGACUGCUGCGUUCCCAGGAUUGGUUCGUGAUCUUCCAGAGGUGAAAGAGUCAUUAGCCGAAGUGAAAACUGGAAAGAAAGAUUUAGACUCGCACGCAAAAUUCACCUCUAUAUCUCGAAAUCGAGUUUCGAACAUCUCAUUUACUAUUCAAUCCGUGGGCGAAGUUCUCAUCCUCGCUGUGAUGGUGGGGAUCCUAAAAGGGCUCAAAUCGGACUCGAGCACAGAAGCCAACACCAAGGCCUUCAGCGUGUUGAUAGCUUUCUCCGGGGGAGUCUGGGUCCUCGUUGCUUUACCCUGGUUCUUCCUAGAAAAACGUAGACCUGGUCUUCAAGUACCUUCUGGGUCAACUAUCUUUGCCGUUGGAUUCAAGCAAUUUUAUGUUGCCUUCAGGGAAUGUUUGAGGCUGAAGCAGACGUUCCUUUAUCUCAUUUUCUAUUUCCUCAUGGGAGACGUAUUGAAUACCACAGUAACCGUUGUUGGUACCCUUCAGAAUAGUCUUGUUUCGUACUCGACCCUUCAGCUGACGCUGCUACUAAUUGUCGGUAUCGUUGCUCAGGCGAUCGGUAUCUAUACCUUCUGGCUUGUUCAAAAGCGCUUUGGAAUCAGCACAAAGACGAUGCUCACUUUCAAUGCGUGCUGGAUCAUUGUCUUGACGAUAUGGGGCCUCAUUGGAGUCCACACGGACAAAUUCGGAUUCAAACAUGUUUGGGAGGUUUGGGUAUAUCAGGUCUUCUAUGGUGUUAUGGUUUGUCCCUGGUAUGCAUACAGUCAGACUAUGAUUAGCGAGGUUUCGCCGCUACCACAAAUGUUUCUUUUUUUCGCGUUGUUCUCUGUGGUUGGGAAGACAUCCGCCUUCAUAGGACCAUUUGUCUCUUCAGCGAUCAUUGACGACUCUUCGAAUAACAACAUGCCCUUUGCAUUUCUGUUUGCACUUGGUGUUUUUAGUAUGAUCUUCCUCUGGUUUGUGGACGUGCCCCGAAGCCGCAUCGAAUGCGAAAACUUCGUCAAGGCAGAAAGUGAAAGAAGGGCCUUCGAGACUAGUGCAAGUGCGUAUACGGGUGACCCCAUAGGCAAUGCGUGAAAAAAAAAACAAGAGAGUAUCUCUGCCGUUACCUACUGUAGCUCUCCAUAACAUGCAAAGCCUCAAGGCGAGUAGAUGUCCUCAUCCCGGAUUCGGGAGAAGUACAGAAUUCGAUAACAUUGUAUGGCGUGUAUGGUCGUCUUUUUUUACGUCGUAGCUGUAGUACUGUACGUGUGCACGUCAAUUAUGAGAUGAAGAUGAAAAAAACUCAGAUAGGCAUGACGUCGACUAUCCAAGUCUGAUUUGGACUCAGGA
Lentinula edodes (shiitake mushroom) is the source of this 2030-nucleotide messenger RNA. Its product is annotated as MFS general substrate transporter. The transcript has 19 exons. The record is from RefSeq and is a predicted model, not a curated record. Lineage: Eukaryota; Fungi; Basidiomycota; Agaricomycetes; Agaricales; Omphalotaceae. Bases 159 to 1775 code for a protein of 538 amino acids.